This is a messenger RNA of Acanthaster planci (crown-of-thorns starfish), 1048 nucleotides long. RefSeq lists its product as uncharacterized. Lineage: Eukaryota; Metazoa; Echinodermata; Asteroidea; Valvatida; Acanthasteridae. The record is from RefSeq and is a predicted model, not a curated record.
GGGACAAAACAACGAAAUGUGCAAUGGGUAAGAAUCUGGUGGCAGAUUUCAUGACAUAUUUCCCGGUGUAUAUCUGGACAGACACCAUACGGAAUUGCAGGAAACACAUCCUUAGACAUAUGAAAGUAUCCAACUUUGAGGAUGCCUUCAGAAAACUGAAGCUGAAACGGGCACGGGUCAGCCCCGUCAACAUUUUGUUGAAUUACGCUUACUACUAUGAACAUGAUCGUUAUGAUUGGCAUCUGGAUGUCAACAACGACUUGGAAGCCUACAACUCCAAACACCUUCAACCCGGUUUCGAAAUCAAACCCAAUGAUACCGUUCCAGAUGUUCGUGUCACGGUGCACGCAGGAAGGCACUUCUUAAAAACUCCUAAUCCGUUGCUGCAGGGAUAUUGUACUGUCAAGCGGUACAUUGGAACACCGCCUGCUUUCUGCAGAGAGUUUGAAAAUGUCACAAACUUUCAACUCUUCGAAUUUCUGGCGGAAAGAGGCGUCUCUUUCAACCACCUUGCAACUUGGUGCUCGCCUAAUAAUGGUGGGCGCGAAGACUGCAGCCGACGGAUUGAAGCACAUUAUAAGAAUGUUCGCAAAUAUUACACUUUGGGAUGGUACGAUCUAGAUUUGCAUCGGGUAUUAGCUGUUGAGAAAGAAGCAGCAAUGGAGAACAUAACCUGUCCCAAACUAUUUGACUUUAAAUGAUGGAGCGCGAAUGUCGCUGUUAAUGUAUUGUCUGAUUCUUUAAGCAAAAAAGCCGCCACGUAGCCAAUUAGGGGAUCUCUCUAACUCCUGAAAAUUUAUGUGAACAUUUCCCGUGAAAAUGGAUGGGACAAAACAAUGAAAUGUGCAAUCGGUAAGAAUCUGGUGGCAGAUUUCAUAACGUAUUUCCCUGUGUAUAUCUGGAGAGACACCAUACGGAACUUAUCUAUACCUUAAUUAUACUCUGCUAGUUUUUCUGAUGAUUGAUUGUUGGAUUACUAAUAAAGGUCAUUUUUUUGUUUACUAAGAAUAUGUUUAGAGUUCUUUUAUGAAAUAUUUUCUUCUUGAAA